Necator americanus (New World hookworm) is the source of this 807-nucleotide messenger RNA. RefSeq lists its product as uncharacterized. The record is from RefSeq and is a predicted model, not a curated record. Bases 1 to 807 code for a protein of 268 amino acids. The transcript is spliced from 3 exons. NCBI's taxonomy places the organism in Eukaryota, Metazoa, Nematoda, Chromadorea, Rhabditida, Ancylostomatidae.
AUGGAAAAGAACAUCUGCUAUCGGCAACGAAGGAGAAAAGAAGUCGUCUACGACGAUUGCAUACUCGAGGACUCCUUGUCCCAAGGUGACUGGCACAUCGAGGAGGACUCAAACUACGAGAUGCUGUUCAGAGGAUUACGAGCCUGUGCUGAGCGUGCCUCGAAACCGCGCACGACAAACUUGCAUCGAAUUUCGAAGACCACCAAAGAAUUGUUAGAAAGAAGAAGGGCUUUGAGGCUUGAUCCGAAUGCAUCGCACAUUGAGCGAGAUCUCUGCGAAUAUAAUAUUCCGCUAACAGCCUUGCUGAGCGAAGACGGAACUCGCACGUCUUCUCGUCGUGAUAUGGAAAUUAUUACGGAGAGGUUCAGCUCGAACCUUUUCCGUUCAUCAACUCCUGUGUCAAGCCCGAUCAUUCACACUGCGUUCUGUUACGCAGCGAAGAAGUGGGCAGACACCGCUGCCACGUCUAGGAAGCUACUUACUACCCACAGAGCCCUUGAGAGAUGUCUUCUGAAGUUUAACCGGCGCACACAACACCUAGCCGGUCUUCGCAGCUCCGACUUAAGAGGAAUGUCCCGUCUUCGCGACCCAGCUGAAUAUAUAUCGAAAGCAAAACAUAUAUGGGUCGGUCACAUCAUGAGAAGAAUCGACGAUAGAUGGACUAAAAGAACGCUAGAAUGGAUCCCAAGAGAUACUAAGCGCCUUCGAGGGAGACAGCCAACGAGAUGGGGUUACGUGUUCGCUACACGUAUGGACCAGCUGAGAGCUCAGCUGGAUACGACACAAGGACCUCGUCAACGUCACUAA